AUGGAGGUCGGGGCGUCGCCCAUGUACCAUCCCUGCACCAACUGUCUCCAGAACAUCCCGCAAAUCAAGUUCUCCAGCCAUCUGCGUAUGUGCAAAGGUCCGUCCAAGCCGUCCGUGGGAGCGUCUCAGGAAAUCCAUCCCAAUGGUGGGCCAUCGUCGCGCCAGCUUCUAUUCUCACCCAACACGAGUCCAAAGCCCAUUCCGCCCAACUCCAAGACCGCCUCCAGCAACGACAUCCGAGCCUCACCACAUCCACCUCGCCCUGUCAAGAUCGGCUCUCUCUCGAUGAUGCCGCGACUCGAAAAUUCGGGUAAACAGCGGCCCUCUUCCCGUCCUCCGUCUUCCAAGGGGCCAAUGCCCUCAUCACUUGCCAAGGACAUCAAGGCGUCGCAGGGGGCCGAUGCAGGCCGGAGCGAUGAUGCGCCGCUGCCUGUGGGUCAGUAUACGAUUGUGGAGAGCGAGAUUGCCCAAGCAGAACAGGAUGCACAUCCCCGCAUCCCUUGCGAAUAUUGCGGACGCAAGUUCCACGAGGACAGACUGCUGGCGCACAUCAAAGCCUGCCAGUCGGCCAAGGGCGCCUCCAGAAGAGUGUUUGAUUCGAAAAAGGCCCGUUCAAAGGGAACCGAAAAUGAAAAGUAUACCCUUGAAAGUCUCGGCAAGGGCUCGUCCAAGCUGGGCUUGAGCGACAGGACCAAUCGCAGUAUUGGGGGCGACGGCUUGUCGACCACAGCGAAGCAGGCCAAAUCCAACUGGAAGAUCAAGCACGAAAACUUUAUCCGGAUGGUCAGGGCCGCACGAUCUCCGGCCGGUAGCGUUGGUGCCGUCUUUGUCCCGUCCGAACCUGACCCCGACUACAUCCAAUGUAGCAAGUGCGAGCGGCGAUUCAACGAGGAGGCGGCCAAGAGACACAUCCCGAUAUGCAAGGGGCAGAACAGCAUCAGUCGUACCAAGCCCUCCAACUCGGGCUCUGCAGUGACUUCUCGGUCAUCUUCUCAGGUGCUCAGUCCGCAGAAGGGCCGAUCGAUGGCGUCGCUCGGCAGCAGCGUCUCCGAUGCGAUCUCGUCGCAGAGCCAGUCACCAUCGUCCUCGGUCGCGACCAGCAAGGAAGAUUUGCUCAAGAAGCGCAUGGGAUUUCGACCGCCUGCUCUCAAGCGGCCCCAGCAGCAGCUUGCCCGGAGCCGAUAG
Molecule: messenger RNA, 1185 nt
Organism: Polychytrium aggregatum
Lineage: Eukaryota; Fungi; Chytridiomycota; Chytridiomycetes; Polychytriales
Exons: 4
Coding region: 1-1185 (394 amino acids)
Source: RefSeq, a predicted model, not a curated record